Molecule: messenger RNA, 2038 nt
Organism: Hippocampus comes (tiger tail seahorse)
Lineage: Eukaryota; Metazoa; Chordata; Actinopteri; Syngnathiformes; Syngnathidae
Gene: fibcd1b
Product: fibrinogen C domain containing 1b
Exons: 7
Coding region: 417-1784 (455 amino acids)
Source: RefSeq, a predicted model, not a curated record
GCUCGGCGCAGCGCGGCGCGGCACGGCUCACUCGCUCCCUUCUGCUCGGAACCAGAGCCUGCGUGGAUGUUGCACAGAGGAAGGAGCUUCGCCACUGGAACAUAACGUUGCUUCUUCCCCCACCCGCUUUUGGUUGUUUUUUUUCCCAACACGGAGUAAAGGACUUUUUCUGUGUGGGGAUCGCGUGCGAUUUUUUUUUCUCCCCCUCUUUCGUUUUCGCAGACCAUUCCCCCCUCGCGGAAUAAUCCGAAGCGGCAGCGGCGGCGUCGCGUUUUGGGCAGAAGCCGAGCACCAAGUUCCACGCGAAUGGAGUAAAGGCUGCGGGACUUGCGCGGCUCGCGUGCGUUCGCGUCGGUGGAUGUAAUGCGCAGAUUCUCCGCGGGACGCUGAGCGGCCGGGGGGGGGGCGGAAGAAACAUGGACACCUCUUCAGAACUCGAAGACGGGACUCGUCACAAGAACCAGCGGAUGAGCUGCAGCUACCUGCUGUGCACCAUCCUGCUCUUCGCGGCCGUCCUGCUGGCCGUGACGGUGACGGGCGCCAUCCUCUUCAUGAACCACAACCAGGCGCCGCCCGUGUCGGACGGCGCGCCGCACGUCUCCACCAACCAGGACGAGGCCAACGCCCUGGUGACGGUGGAGCGCGGCGACGGCUCUCGCGUCAACAUCUUCAUCGACCCCAACUGCCCCGACUACGGCGGCAACUUUUUGCGCCUGGAGGGCGCGCAGACCUCGCUGCUGCGCUCGCUCAGCGACCACGACUCGGACCUCAAGUCGGUCAAAGGCCAGGACCGGGCGCUGCUCGUCGGCCUGGCCGAGGAGGUGGCCAAGCUCUCCGCCCACGCCGGCCAGCUGAAGAUGGACUACGAGUCCCUGCGCCGGGGACAGGGGAGCCUGGGCCAAGACCUCAACACGCUGCAGUCGGAGCAAGCGCGCCUCAUACAGCUGUUGUCGGACAGCCAGGUGAACAUGGUGAAGGUGGUCAACUCGGUGAGCGACGCGCUCAGCGCCAUGCAGAAGGAGAACGCCGGCCUGAAGGCGCGCGCCAAGGCCGACCUGCAGAGGGCGCCGGCGAGGGCCGCCCGCUUCAAAGGCUGCGCCAACGGCUCGCGUCCGCGCGAUUGCGGCGACCUGUACGCCGGCGGCCAGCGAGAGGACGGCAUCUACUCCGUGUUCCCCAUCCACCAUCCCAGCGGCUUUCAGGUCUACUGCGACAUGACCACCGACGGAGGCGGCUGGACGGUGAUCCAGCGCCGCGAGGACGGCUCAGUCAACUUCUUCCGGGCCUGGGAGAGCUACCGCGAGGGCUUCGGGAAAAUCACCGGUGAACACUGGCUUGGGCUGAAGCGGAUCCACGCUCUGUCGGUCCAGGGCAACUACGAGCUGCGCAUCGACCUGGAGGACUUUGAGAACGGCACGGCCUACGCCCAGUACGGGACCUUCGGCGUGGGCCUCUUUUCGGUGGACCCGGACGACGACGGCUACCCGCUGACGGUGGGAGACUACUCGGGCAACGCAGGCGACUCCCUCCUGAAGCACAACGGCAUGAAGUUCACCACCAAGGACCGCGACAACGACCACUCGGAGAACAACUGCGCCUCCUUCUACCACGGCGCCUGGUGGUACCGCAACUGCCACACGUCCAACCUCAACGGCCAGUACCUGCGCGGCCAGCACACCUCCUACGCCGACGGCAUCGAGUGGUCGGCCUGGACCGGCUGGCAGUACUCGCUCAAGUUCUCCGAGAUGAAGAUACGGCCCACCCGCGACCCGGACGGCAAAUGAGGCCACUCCCUCCUCUCGUGCCGAUCCCCCUUUUCUUUUGGACGCCGUUUCCCCUUUCCACUUGCGUCUUUUUUGGGGGGGGGGGGGGAUGCCAAUAUAAGUAUUUUUUUCCCUUCUUGUGCAACCAGCGAGGAAGUACGAAAUAGGAAGUAGAGGAGAACACAACGGAGGACGUCAUUCCAGACCACACUUGGUGACCCGAUACUUUGUAUUUGUGUGUGCGUGCACGUGAACGUGAGUGUGCACAGCAGACU